Merops nubicus (carmine bee-eater) is the source of this 516-nucleotide messenger RNA. RefSeq names its product gem (nuclear organelle) associated protein 6 (gene GEMIN6). Gene Ontology annotation, cellular component: nucleus; SMN complex. The coding region runs from base 1 to 516 and encodes 171 amino acids. NCBI's taxonomy places the organism in Eukaryota, Metazoa, Chordata, Aves, Coraciiformes, Meropidae. The record is from RefSeq and is a predicted model, not a curated record. The transcript is spliced from 2 exons. Gene Ontology annotation, biological process: spliceosomal snRNP assembly; spliceosomal complex assembly.
AUGAAUGACUGGCAAAUGAAGAGCCCUCUCGACUGGGAAACGUACGUGAAUAAAAUGGUGAAAGUUGCUGCAAUCGAGAAAUGUGAAUACGAAGGCUGGGUGUUAACAGUUGAUCCAGUUUCUGCCAGCAUUGUCCUUGCAACAUUCCUCGAGAACGAGAAAGUGUCCAUAUCAGUUGUCUUGGGCCAUGCUGUCCAGGACGUCGAAAUACUGAAAGAAGGGGAUGAGGAAAUGAGGCAACGUCUUUCCUGUAUAUUUGAGCCUGAAGAAAGCAAAGCCUACAGCCCAGAGGAACUAGAAAAGAGGAAAAACGACUUGAAGUCUUGGCUAGAAAGAAACCACAUCCCCGUAACAGAGCAAGGUGACUCGGGAAGAACGCUGUGCGUGGUGGGGGUGCUGACGAUUGACCCCCCGUACGGCCCAGAGGACUGCAGCAGCUCCAACGAGAUUAUUCUGUCUCGGGUUCAAGGCUUGAUACAGGGCUACCUUGAAAAACAAGUGACAGCUGCUGAUUAA